Myripristis murdjan (pinecone soldierfish) is the source of this 6856-nucleotide messenger RNA. Its product is annotated as neuroblast differentiation-associated protein AHNAK. The transcript is spliced from 5 exons. Gene Ontology annotation, cellular component: nucleus; cytoplasm; costamere. The record is from RefSeq and is a predicted model, not a curated record. Gene Ontology annotation, biological process: regulation of RNA splicing. NCBI's taxonomy places the organism in Eukaryota, Metazoa, Chordata, Actinopteri, Holocentriformes, Holocentridae. Bases 149 to 6589 code for a protein of 2146 amino acids.
ACUGAUAACACGACAACAGCAGCAGCAGCUCGACAACACGGAAGAAAAGAUAAAAAACUCAGAAAACAGACCAAAACCUGCCCUGAUGGAGCCCCAGGUUUAAUACACCUGGUUUUUUUUGUGCCACUGAGACAGCAACACAAGGAUCAUGCUGUCGCACCGCAGGGGGAGGAGCCUCUCUGAGGGCCUGACGCUGGAGGAGUCAGAGCAGGGCCGAUUGGUCAUCUCCAGCGUUGAUGACGAUGCCACAGCCAAUCAGGGACUCAGGGAAGGGGAUGAACUUGUGGGGGCAGCGAUUAAUUUUGAUGAACUGUCAAAAGAUGAUGUGCUGAAAGUGCUGAGGUUGAUGGAGCCAUAUAACGACAAGGUCCAAGUCCUCACCAGGCAUAACCUGAGCAAGAGCCUCAACAAUCUGGACAGAUGUACCAAGAGUCCAGGGGAGAUGCUGAUGGAUUCCUACAACAGAAUGUACAAUACUAAAAUCAAGAAGUUCCUCAAGGAUGAUUCCGUUGGUGCUGAAGGAAGCCUUGCGAAUGGCUUGAAAGUCAAUCAAACAGUACCACACUCGUCCAAGCACAACCUGAAGGCCAACACCGAAUUGCCUCGCCUUGGAGUGGACUUUGGAGUUCUGGAAAAAAAGAAGGGAGAUGCUAAUGGCAGAACUCUAAACCUUCCACAAUCUAUUCCUGGCUUGAGUCUGCCAACUGAAAAUGGAGCAAUUCAGGUACCAGGAUUGAAUGUAGAUACUAGAAGUUCACAACUAAAUGGCCCAGAUCUCCAGCUUUCAGGGACAUUACCAGAGAAUCUUGACGGCAACACUAAAGCUGGUAUAAAAAUGCCAAGCGCUGAAGUUCCAUCGGUUGAUUUGAAAAUGCCAAAGCUUGAAAGACCUCAUCUUGAAAUAAACACUCCUGAUAUGGGUAUUAGUGGAGAUCUAGAGGGUCCAGAUGUGGACUUGGAAGCACCAAAUGUUGACAUAGAUAUGUCAACUAACAUGAAAGGACCCAACCUGAACAUUGGAAGCCCAUCUGGAAAAUUCAGAGCACCAGGUUUUAAGAUGCCAGACGUAGGUCUGUCUGGAUCCAAAGUUCAAGACCUUGACUGUGAGUUAAAAACUCCAGACUUGAAUCUCUCGGCUCCUAAUUUUAAAGGGCGUAUUGAUCCCCCAGACCUUAAUGCCCCAAAUGUUGAUAUUAAUAUGCCUUCCAGUCAGUUAAAUCUUGAUGUAGAUCCUCCCUCUGGUAAGCUCAAUAUGCCAAAAUUCAAACCCUUUGGCACAUUACCAAAGAAAAAAGAUUUGGAUAUCAGUGCAGAUGUAAAAACAUCCAACCUAACUCUAAAAUCACCAAAGAUAAAAGGCAUAGAUGCUGCUGACAUGGAUGUACCUAAAACAGACUUGCCCUCAGGUAAUCUCAAAGUUCCAUCACUGAAGAAUCCAAGUAUUGAUUUGAGUGCUCCUAAAAUGGAUAUCUCCUCUGGUGAACUGCCUAAAUUUGGCUUUUCUGGUACGCUGCCAAAAGGACAGAAUGUGGACAUAAAUACACCAGAUCUGAGUCUCAAAGCUCCCAAGAUAAAGGGUGGGAUUGAUGGGCCUGACUUGGGCCCACCAAAUGCCAAAGCAAAAUUCAAAGCACCCAGAUUUAAGAUGCCCAAAUUUGACCUCCCCACCCUGACAGUGCCAGAUGUUGGCUUUGGUGGUGAAGGGCCAGACAUAGAUAUCAACACACCUGAUGUGAACCUCAAAGGUCCUAAAGGUGGUUUAGAAAUGCCAGAUGUUGAUUUAGGCAGCCCAUCAGCAAAAUUCAAAACCCCACACUUUAAAAUGCCUGAUUUGGGGCUUUCUGCUCCAAAGUUAGAUGGCCCUAAUUUUGAUAUCAAGUCACCUGACCUAGAUAUCUCUGGUCCUAAGCUCAGUGGUGGAGUAAGUCCACCAGACCUGCACAUGCCCAAGGCUGACCUCAGAACCCCCAAUCUAGACCUCAAUGCCCCAAAUGUCAAUUUAGACAUGCCAUCAGGUAAACUGAAAACGCCAACACUGAAAAAGCCAAAGGCAGAGCUCAGUGCCCCAGAUUUGGAUAUUGAUGCUCCCUCGGGCAAACUCAGAAUGCCCGAAUUUAACCUUUCAGGCAAGUUGCCCAAAGGACCAGAUUUUGACAUGAACACUGAUCUGAAAGCACCAGAUUUGAGUCUGAAAGCUCCAAAGUUCAAGGGUGGAAUUGAUGCACCUGACCUGGACUUACCAAAUGUGGACCUUAAAGCUCCCAAGUUAGAUAUAAAUACUCCAGAUGUGAACAUUGGAUCCCCCAAAACAAAAUUUAAGAUGCCCAAACUGAAGAUGCCUAAAUUUAGCUUCCCAAGCCUAAAAGGGCCUGACAUUGAUGGCAGCUUAGAUCGGCCAGACUUGGAUAUCAACACACCUGAUGUCAACCUAAAAGGUCCUAAAGGUGGUUUAGAAAUGCCAGAUGUUGAUUUAGGCAGCCCAUCAGCAAAAUUCAAAACCCCAAACUUGAAAAUGCCAGAUUGGGGACUUUCUGCUCCAAAGCUGGAUGGCCCUAACUUUGACAUCAAGUCACCUGACCUAGAUAUCUCUGGUCCUAAGCUCAGUGGUGGAAUAAGUCCACCAGACCUGCACAUGCCCAAGGCUGACAUCAGAACCCCCAAUCUAGACCUCAGUGCCCCAAAUGUCAAUUUAGACAUGCCGUCAGGUAAACUGAAAAAACCAAAGGCAGAGCUCAGUGCCCCAGAUCUGGAUAUUGAUGCUCCCUCGGGCAAACUCAAAAUGCCCGAAUUUAACCUUUCAGGCAAGUUGCCCAAAGGACCAGAUUUUGACAUGAACACCGAUCUGAAAGCACCAGAUUUGAGUCUGAAAGCUCCAAAGUUCAAGGGUGGAAUUGAUGCCCCUGACCUGGACUUACCAAAUGUGGACCUUAAAGCUCCCAAGUUAGAUAUAAAUACUCCAGAUGUGAACAUUGGAUCCCCCAAAACAAAAUUUAAGAUGCCCAAACUGAAGAUGCCUAAAUUUAGCCUCCCAAGCCUAAAAGGGCCUGACAUUGAUGGCAGCUUAGAUCGGCCAGACUUGGAUAUCAACACACCUGAUGUCAACCUAAAAGGUCCUAAAGGUGGUUUAGAAAUGCCAGAUGUUGAUUUAGGCAGCCCAUCAGCAAAAUUCAAAACCCCAAACUUGAAAAUGCCAGAUUGGGGACUUUCUGCUCCAAAGCUGGAUGGCCCUAACUUUGACAUCAAGUCACCUGAUCUAGAUAUCUCUGGUCCUAAGCUCAGUGGUGGAAUAAGUCCACCAGACCUGCACAUGCCCAAAGCUGACCUCAGAACCCCCAAACUAGACCUCAACGCCCCAGAUGUCAAUUUAGACAUGCUGUCAGGUAAACUGAAAAUGCCAACACUGAAAAAGCCAAAGGCAGAGCUCAGUGCCCCAGAUUUGGAUAUUGAUGCUCCCUCGGGCAAACUCAGAAUGCCCGAAUUUAACCUUUCAGGCAAGUUGCCCAAAGGACCAGAUUUUGACAUGAACACUGAUCUGAAAGCACCAGAUUUGAGUCUGAAAGCUCCAAAGUUCAAGGGUGGAAUUGAUGCACCUGACCUGGACUUACCAAAUGUGGACCUUAAAGCUCCCAAGUUAGAUAUAAAUACUCCAGAUGUGAACAUUGGAUCCCCCAAAACAAAAUUUAAGAUGCCCAAACUGAAGAUGCCUAAAUUUAGCCUCCCAAGCCUAAAAGGGCCUGACAUUGAUGGCAGCUUAGAUCGGCCAGACUUGGAUAUCAACACACCUGAUGUCAACCUAAAAGGUCCUAAAGGUGGUUUAGAAAUGCCAGAUGUUGAUUUAGGCAGCCCAUCAGCAAAAUUCAAAACCCCAAACUUGAAAAUGCCAGAUUGGGGACUUUCUGCUCCAAAGCUGGAUGGCCCUAACUUUGACAUCAAGUCACCUGAUCUAGAUAUCUCUGGUCCUAAGCUCAGUGGUGGAAUAAGUCCACCAGACCUGCACAUGCCCAAAGCUGACCUCAGAACCCCCAAACUAGACCUCAACGCCCCAGAUGUCAAUUUAGACAUGCUGUCAGGUAAACUGAAAAUGCCAACACUGAAAAAGCCAAAGGCAGAGCUCAGUGCCCCAGAUUUGGAUAUUGAUGCUCCCUCGGGCAAACUCAGAAUGCCCGAAUUUAACCUUUCAGGCAAGUUGCCCAAAGGACCAGAUUUUGACAUGAGCACCGGUCUGAAAGCACCAGAUUUGAGUCUGAAAGCUCCAAAGUUCAAGGGUGGAAUUGAUGCCCCUGAUCUGGACUUACCAAAUGUGGACCUUAAAGCUCCCAAGUUAGAUAUAAACACUCCAGAUGUGAACAUUGGAUCUCCCAAAACAAAAUUUAAAAUGCCCAAACUGAAGAUGCCCAAGAUUAGCCUCCCAAGCCGAAAAGGACCCGACAUUGAUGGCCCAGACAUAGAUAUCAAUGCACCCGAUGUCAACCUCAAGGGCUCCAAAGCUGGUUUUGAAAUGCCUGAUGUUAAUUUUGGCAGCCCAUCGGGAAAAUUCAAAAAGCCAAAUCUGAAAAUGCCUGAAGUGGGUUUUUCUAGUCCAAAGUUAGAUGGCCCUAACUUUGACGUCAAGACACCUGACCUCGAUGCUACAAUGCCAAAAUUGAACAUAAAUACAGAUCUGAAAACACCUGAUUUAAACCUCAAAGCUCCAAAGUUGAAGAGUGGGAUUAACGCCCCAGACAUAGAUUUACCAAACAUGAACCUCACAUCUCCCAAAGUAAAUAUGAAUACCCCAGAUAUGAACAUUGAUUCACCUAACACAAAGUUCAAAAUGCCCAAAGUGAAGAUGCCUAAAAUUGAUAUGUCCAUCCCAAAAGGCCCCAGUGUUGAUAUAGAUGGUGACCUCCAGGGGCCUGACCUAAAUGUCCCAAAUAUUGAUGUUGACAGGCCAAAGGGAAAAAUCAGUAUGCCAAAUUUGAAUAUGCCUGAUCUAAGUCUUUCUGGACCCAAAGCAAAAACACCACACGUAAAUCUUUCAGCCCCUAAGCUAAAAGGUCCUGGGAUAAACUUGCCAGAUUUGGAUUUGCCUGAUGCCAAUUUCAAAAGUCCAAAACUAGACCUAAAUGCUCCAGAUGUCAGGUUGCCAUCAGGUAAACUCAGAGCACCAACACUUGAGAGACCAAAGGCUGGGAUCAGUGUCCCUGAUAUUGACAUCAACACUCCAUCUACUCAGAUGAAGAUGCCCAAAAUGUCUAAAUUUGGGCUCUCGGGUUCACUACCAAAAGGUGAAAUUGAUACACCCGACUUGAACAUCAAAGCGCCAAAUCUAAGGGGUUCCCUAGAUUCUCCAGACCUACCAGCAGUUGAUCUGGGAGCCCCUAAAUUUGAUGUGGAUGUACCAGAUGUGGACAUUGGUUCUCCAUCAGGGAAAUUCAAAAUGCCUCAAAUGCCAAAAUUUGGGUCUCCCAGUCUGAAAGGUCCCAAGCUUGGAAUAAAUGGCAACAUAGAGGGACCAGAUGUGAACUUUACAGCUCCUAAAGCAAAUGCAGGAAUUAGAGGUCCAGACAUUGACAUGAAUGUCCCCUCGGGAAAAAUCCAAGGUCCCCAAACUGAUCUUGAUUUGCCAGACAGAAAAUUCAAACUUCCCUCCCUUAAGUUACCACAGUUUGGAAGCCCAGAUGUUAAUAUGACAGGGUCUGAUAUUGACUUUGGUGCACCCCUGAGAGCAGCAAAUCUGGAUAUCUCCCCUCCAAAUGCAAAAGUGAAUAUGAAAACACCAGAUUUAAAUGGAAAUAUCGCAGGUCCAAAGGUCACUUCUACAAAUAUUGACCUCGGCAUGCCCAAAGUGGAUAUGCAGAGCCCACAACUGAAUCUCAAAGCUCCGGAGCUUGACAUUGACGCUCUCUCACAGUACAGUUACAAAGGUCUUCCCCAUAAGAAUCGUUUAUCAGAUGUCACAGGUAUGAAAACACCUGUCUUGGACAUUGAUGCUAAUGUCAAAUUGCGUCCAACUGACAGAAAGUCAGCAAAGACCAAAGCAAGGUCCAGCUUCCCUCUGGUGGAUUCUGAUUCACCAAAGUUAGAUCUCCGUGGUCUUGAUCUCACCCGUGCAGAUCUGAACAUAGAUGAUUUCACGGGAAAGGAUCACAUUCUAAGAGCCAGAGGUUCAAAAAUAGAUGUCAGAGCAGCAGAAAUACCAAGCGUCCACGGUGAGGCAAAUCUGAAAGCACCAAUCCCCAAAUUCUCAGCACCAGAUCAUUUUGGCCAGAGCUCCGGGAUCUCCACAUCAGGUCUCAACAUUGACCUCAGGGACCACAAACGUCACAGAAAAAUCCCAUCUGGUGACGGCACAAAUUCAAAGCCCGACAUGGCCAGGCAGUCUGCUGAUCUGCGUUUGCCAGAUUUUUCCCAGCAUUCAAAACCAAAUGCGUAUGACAGUGCAGAUGGACACUAUGUCACUGUUUUCCCCAAAGACAUCCAAAAUGGAGAAAACCGCAAGUACAACACCCUGGGGAUAACAGACUUCAGUUCACCAAACAUUGACCUUGAAGUUCCAGAUGAAAAUUACCUGAAGGGGUCCACAUACUUCUUUUCCAACCUUGUAUAAAAGAGAACAUAACAAAGGCUUUAUUUUUGUUGUUAAUUAAAUGUUUUUAUCAGGUUUAUUUAUUGUGAUUUAUUGUUCUGAACCUAAGACAUUUUUUUAUGAAUGUGUAAGAUUCUGUAUCAUUGAGUUGACGGGAUUUUUUUGUACAUAAAGCCAUGUCUGUACAUUGGUAAUGGUGCAAAACAACAUGUUACAAAGCAGCACACUUGCACUUGUUUUCUAUGUAAAUGUAAGCUAUUACUCGUGUUGUAUCAAUGAGCAUUUGUA